AACGCCACAAGUUUGAGGGUGGAACGCCGUCUGGCGGCGAGAAUCGUCACCACGUUUUCAGGCGAAUCGAUAUUCUGCUCAAAUAUUGACUUCGCGAUUGUGAGUGGUGUCGUAAGCGAGUCGUGCAGUAGACGGCGAUGCUCUUUUAAAAAAGGAGUUCUUAGAAGUGAUAAGUCAAGUGCGGUUGGGCGGACAACUCAUAAUCGAAGUAUCCUGGAUACAAAAGUCACAGAAGAUGCUACUGGCGGCUAGUGCUGUGCUUUUCGGGUUGACCCUCGGUCUCUCCCACGCGAGCAUCCCAGCCCUCGAGUCGACACCGAGUUCCUUCAACAAUCAUGGAGUGCCACGAUUGGAUUUGGAUAGUCUCGAAAGUGGAUACCACGGGCUGGUGAAGGAAAACGAAACUCUGGUCGAGGUCACACCACAGAUACGAGCUUUGGGUGCGAAAGUCUGCUCCUUCCGUAUCGCCAACAAACAUCACGGCGAAGCACCCUUCGAGAUUGUUUUAAAAGAGAAAGGAAUCGCAGAGCUGAGAGCGCUGCGAGUUCUGAACUGUGAAAAACGUCGUAACUACAAGUUCGACAUCGAGGCGGUUGGCUGCAAUGGCGCGCUAUCGGAGAACGCGACGGUGCAUAUUACUGUUGUGGACGUGAACGAGUAUGCACCGCAAUUCCUGCAACCAGCCUAUGUCAGCACGGUAGACGAAGGUCGUCUGUACGAAGAGGUGGUCCGCGUCGAAGCCUCCGACAGGGACUGCACCCCGAAGUUCGGCGAUGUCUGCAAAUACGAGAUCUUGACUGCCGAUCAACCGUUCAUCAUCGACAAUGAAGGAGCCAUACGCAACACCGAGCCAUUGGACUACGAGCGUUCGCACAAUUACAUCUUGAGCGUGGUAGCUUACGACUGUGGCAUGAAACAAUCCGCCCCGGCCAUGGUAACCGUUAAGGUGAACCGUGUCUGCGCCCCCGGCUGGAGAGGAAUCCCGGAAAGGGUUGAUUACGCCGCCGACGUAUGUUCCCAGCCGUUGCUUCCCUCCGCCAGGCUGGACCUUUGCGACGCUCCUUGUAUCCUGCGUAACGUCAGAGCCACGUUAACCCUCGCCACCGACCACAUAGGAAAAGGCUGCGACCGCGACACGUACGGCGUACGCAGUCAACGGAAAUUGUGCGGCGCGUCCCGCGACAGCGUCGAUUUAUUGCCAACUCCUGGGCCCAUGACUUCCUGGACAGCGUCUCUGUCGCGAGACGAAGGCAGGGAGGCUGACGAAAUCUUCGAAUUCGACGGCGUCGACUCGGCAGCUAUCGUACCCAGCGAUGUGCUCGAGCACACCUUGGCACAGAAAUUCACCAUCGGGGUGUGGGUGAAACAUCGACCCCGCCCCAGGCAAGAUCCCCACGUUAAGGAACACAUUUUAUGCGCGGCCGACGAUCACAAAAUGAAUAGACAUCAUUAUGCCAUGUUCGUCAGAAACUGCAGACUGAUUUUGCUACUCAGGCGUGAUUUCUCGGAAGGCGACCCUAACAUUUUCCGGCCCGCCGAAUGGCGUUGGAAGCUUAGUCAAGUGUGCGACGACAAGUGGCAUCAUUACGCGGUGCAGGUCGAUUUCCCGCACGUCACCCUAUACGUCGACGGAGAAGAAUGGCGUACCGACGAGAAGAACCCCGAAGUGAUCGACGAUUGGCCGCUGCAUCCCGCGAAAGGCGUCAACACGACCCUCGUCGUCGGCGCGUGCUGGCAAGGCUCUGACAAUAAAACGAAACACCACUUCCGCGGGUAUCUGGCUGGACUCUCGGUUCUGGUCGGUCGGAACGAGAAGCCGGACGUCUUGUCUUGUCUGCGCCGCUGCCAGGAAGGUAUCCGCGUGCCGUCGAUGGACCUUCUCCAGCCGGGAACACAGCUGCUGACCAAUUCCGAUUUAACCGAGGUACGAAUCGACGGAGACAAUCGCACCAACGUCGAGACCCUCCUCCGUCGUAUCGGCUAUUUCAACUCUAGGCGUUUCCCGACACCGGGCCGUCGCAAUUUCCGUCUAGAAACUACGAUUGUAUGCGAGGGUAGCGAGAACAAUCCGCUUCCGGUGCCAACGGUUCAGUCGUACGUUACAGUCUUGCCGCCACCGCGCCCUGGUAUAACCGUGAACGGCACCGGUUACGUAGCUAGGGAGUACGCAGACUUCCGCUUGGGCGUGCGCGUGUUCCCGGAUGCUCGUGUCACUGCCGGUUCCGCGGCUAGGCUGGAUGCGUGCGCGGUCAGCGUGUAUCCCAGCCUGAACCCCGACCACGAGAGUUUAGGCUUACCUGGCGAUGCUCUGCGUAGAUUCCAUUCUAUCACUGCGCGCGUCGAUCGCGACGGUGUCGUGCUUUCCGGCGCGGACACACCUUACAAUUAUCAGCAAUUGAUACGUUUGAUCAUGUACACGAACCGCAAGCCGGCUUAUUAUCUCGACCGCGUUUUCAAGCUGACCUGUUCCGAGCUCAGCGGUCGGUUCGCCAGCAACGAGUACGUGCAGACCUUGGCCGUUAUUCAUCCGAAAGAGAAAACCACCGCCGUUCCUCAUUCGACUCCGGACGAGCCGCCUAUCGCUAGAAUCGUGGAGCCUGUCGCUGGUCACGUACAGUUGUCUCCUCAUCACGCGGACUUGCCGGAGGAGUACUCGACGACUGUCCUCCGCGAAGGGAAUAGGGGUUUCGGGGCGGGUGGUAGUCAUGCCGUGACGAUCGUUGCCGCCGCUUGCAUUUGUUUCUUGCUGUUGAUGGCCGUGGUCGGAGCGGCCAGAGUUAGGGGAGCCGCGAAACGUCGACGAUCCGCUGGCGAUGAACUGGCCGCCGAGACUGAGAUGGCUUGGGACGAUUCCGCGCUCGCUAUUACCGUAAAUCCGAUGGAGAGGCUCACGGAACACGAUUCUCAUCAUCAGAGCCAGAGAGACGAGGAUGUCGAUGAUUCCGGUAGCUCCGAUUCGGAGGAUGGAUCAUACAGAGACGACGACUUAGAUACCUCCGACUGCGAGAAUGAUUGCGAGUUGAGCAAUGGUCGGCAUCGUCGCCACACUUCGCCUCAUGAUUUGGAAUGGGAUCAUCGUGAUGUUUAAAUUACUAACCUUCCUCUGCAUUCACCAUCCCCUUUCUUUGUGUGGUGAUUAAGUGGAGUACUAGCUCACAUUGCUUUCCAUUGUUCCCAAUCGAAAGACCAUUUUACAAAUUUUUUUUUCUUCUCUCUGUCUCUCUCUAUCUCUCUCUCUCUCUCUCUCUCUCUAUCUCUUUCUAUCUCUAUCUCUACUUCCCUUUCGUUUUUUGUCUUUUUCUCGCAAACGCUUCGCAACUCAUAUAAAAUGCAUAUAUGCUAUCCUAUAUAGCGAGCUUCGAGUAAAAAUUACUACGGACCGUCGCCGAUACUUUUUUUCGCGACGUUCGGACCUCAGCGUAUCCUUUUAACGAUAUUUCGAUUUUUGAUAAACCGAUUCGAUAUUUUUAUGUGACCGCGCGAGCGUCGUAUUAUAAUAUCCGUCCCCAUACAUGACAUUGGCAUCGUGAAACGUUAAUGCACCAACUAGUUAGUACUCUCCUUAAAAGCCAACAAAAUUUGUAAGAGUGCGGGACGCUUUAUCGAAUAGUUAAACUCUUUGUAUCUACAACAUGUCGCUGAUGUUGGUAGGUGAAAGAUACACGUAAAAGAAAGAGAAGAAACAGUUCAAUUUAUCGGGAACACUCUCGGUAAAUGUGGAAAAGAAUUAAUUUAUAUUUGUCACUUAUUACUGCUAAUUAUUAUAAUUAUAAUAAUAUUAUUGCAGCUGCUAUUAUUACUAUUAUUAUUACUAUUAUUAUAAUUAUUAUAAUAAUUAUUAUAAUUAUUAUUUUUAUUGUUGGUAGUAGCAGGACAAGGGAACUUUUUUAUACUUUUAGCUGUCUUUUUUGACGUUUAUUCUAUUUUAUUCUAUUCCACUAUUACUACUAUAAAUUUAACUAACGCCGACUAUAUUCGCUAUCAUUAUAAUUCUCGUUGAUGCGCAGGUCGGCCCGAUAACGUAACUUCUUGGAUCUGUUGAACGUGUUAAUUUAAUGGAACCUAUUACUUCCUUACUUUUAAAAGAAUCUUAAAGUCAACGUUUGAUCUCAUAAAUGUAUAUUUUUUAUUCGUAACGACCGUGUCUCUUGUGUUGGGGACCCGUUUUCGUAAUUAGUAUUCGGAAACACGAAGUCAUUCGAAGUACGUGAAAAUAUUCCUGGAUCGGUAUCGCGUAAAUCGGGCUGAACCUAGACCACGAUACUUGCCCAGUCUCACGAUUUUAUUUUUAAGCAAAAAGAAAGAACAAAAAAAAAAGAACACUAUAAGGAAAAGACGAACCUGUAAUAAUUUGCACAAUGUUCCUUCCUAAUCAAUCUAUAAACUCUUAGCUCUUAGUAAGGACAUUGCCGCGCAUCUUAUGAUAGUGCUUCACCAUUAAGUACGGUAUAAUAUCAUAUCUGUAUACAUGUGUGCGCAUGCAUAUAGAUUUGUAUGCGAAUUCAUUGCGCAUACAGACUGUAUGAAGUACAUGUGUAUGUGCAUGAGACACGUGUACUUACAUAUACAUACAGUGUCCGAUCAUUAUUCUGUGGUGAGAACAGCCAUCCGCGCGAUGAACGAUAACAGAUGGAUAACAUGACUAUUCUAAAUAAUGCGCAGCGAUCAACCUCUGAGGUAUAUCGUUUGUUAUUUUUUAAAGAAUUAUUGUGCAAUCACUCUUUUCAUAGAGAAACUGAUUUUUACGUGCCUUUAUGCAAAUUAGUAUGUUGAAUUCUACUCUAUAUUUUAAUAGCGAAACACGAAACUGAUUUCCCAUAUCAGUAUCUCGCAUGUUAGGUGUACCGCCCGGUAAGCUAUCGGAGGCAACUGCUCUACUGUUGUUGUAUUUUAAACAUUAACUGUUAGAAAUGGCAUAGGUCUUAAGCAACAGGCGCAUAGAGAUAUCGGCCAAUCCAUUGACGCGACGGUUUUUUACGUUGUACACCGGGGGAAUUACACGCGCUCGCGGAUAAACGUAUCGCACGCGCUGCGCGUGUAUCCUAUUUUUCGUGAUCGUGGCCAGAAACGGCCGCGCGGACGUAAAGAAUCGUUGGUCAAUUCGAACGCCACCGUGUACGUGCAAUGAUCCGGCAGGAUAUUAAUUCUCGAUGAAUGAUCUCGUAAUUGACUGCGCAUUUAUACUCGCUACGAAGUAAUGAGAGGAUCUUGUGUAUGUAUUUAUGUAUUUAGAGUUAUACCGACCGAUCGAAUAUUUAGUACUGAAAGUUUGUGUACGGAUAUCUAUAUUCAUAGAAACUAUAUGAACAAUUUAUUUUUCCAACGAGCAUAUCAUAUCAUUUUUAUAAGGGAUUUGUCGGAAGUUUGAAAACUUUUCGUAAGAGCUCCUACCAUAGCUACUCGCUAUCGUGAUGUUACUUGCCAUAAUCGCGACUUAUUUCUCGUCCAUCCUAAUCUAUCCACCCAGACCUCACCCCUUCGACGGAACAUGUCAUUUCAUUUCUCUUUUAAUGCUCUGACAAAGAUGCACACGCUGUCUUUAUACGUUGUUUAAGCUCGGAUUGGAAACGGAGAGCCGGCACUUCGAGCGUUUCAAAUGUCGCGAACGAACGGGGGCGAAGCCGAGAGAACAGAAAAUUCGCGCGAAGGGGACUAAAAAGCUCGCUGAAAGGACGCGAGAGGAAAACAUGUGUAGUAUGUCGUUGUUUCUCUUGUUCCGUUUUACGACACGUGUACCUACCUACAUGCACACUUCGAAUCGCUGAUAAGUUCCACGCAAUAGGACACACGUGAGCGACGAAAAACGAGUCUCGAAUAUCCAAUUUUUUUCAUCUGAUCUAUUUCGCUUCACGGUCUCUGCGAGCGCGCGGCGUUAAGUUACACUCCCAGCCCUCUCUCUCUCUCUUCCCCUCCAGCUCCCUUCGGCGAAAGAACAAAAUGCUAUCGGUUUAACGUUGGACGUAUAUUUUACUUAUGUACAGUGGAACACUCGGGAAAACGAUCCCCGCUUGAACAGAGUUCCGAUCAUUUCAACGAGAGAUGCCCGCACGUUUAUCAGCGACCAUCGCACGACUUUGCAUCCCCCCUCGGUGAACCCUGGGAAAUUCAUCUGACCGCGAAAUUAUUCGAUACAUUCCUUCUCGAUCGCACAAUACCGCCAGAUCCUUUCUUCAGUCUUUUACACGGCAUAAGUAUGAUAUCUAAAAGAAAAAGAGGGGAAAAAAGGAAACUGCACAAAAAGUGGAAAACGGUGGCUUUCAAGACCACGUUGGAAGCGGCGCGGUGAACAUGAAUUGCGGCGGGAUUUCGUGUCCGGAAGUCAAUCGUCGACGAGGGGCACGGCUUUUCGAAAAGACGCGACGCGACGCGCGACGAACGGAUCGCGAGAGGGGAAUUGCGUUCUUUUGUUACUCGGUCUAACGAGUCGUUCGGAAGAAGGUAUCAAGAAAGACUCCUUUCUCGUCUGGUGACGACGAUGUCCGGUGAAACGGGAAAAAACGAUGUAACGGAGAAAAAGAAAUGGGAAAAGCGACACCGCUGCAACCUAACUAGGUGUACACAUUUGCUCUAAAGAUGUACUUAAU
Molecule: messenger RNA, 6584 nt
Organism: Nomia melanderi (Alkali bee)
Lineage: Eukaryota; Metazoa; Arthropoda; Insecta; Hymenoptera; Halictidae
Gene: Cals
Product: calsyntenin 1
Biological process (GO): positive regulation of synaptic transmission; positive regulation of synapse assembly; homophilic cell-cell adhesion
Cellular component (GO): postsynaptic membrane; cell surface
Molecular function (GO): calcium ion binding
Source: RefSeq, a predicted model, not a curated record